CAAAGCGCGUAGGGUGCCGCAUCUCGCAUUUUUAACUUAAAUUAACGCGUAAAAUAUACACACAGUGAGAAGAAUCUUGUGUAUAGUGGACACUAUAAGCAAAUAAAAGAGUACCUACUAUGAACUACGGUGUUGGUGAAUGAACAAAAAGAGCGGGGAAAAUCAGUGCCAGUGACGAUAUUAUAUUGCUAUUUAUAGACGGUCCUAUAGAGUGAUCGUGUUUACUAGCUCAAUAACGUGUCGUGUUUCGUAUUAAGGAUUCCAAUUGGACUUUAUCGGCGGGAAUAUCAAUGUUUGUACUCUAUUCUUUUGUUGCUUUUUAAUUAUUGCAUAGAAAAACGAGCCGCCGAAACUAGUUUGACAGCUCACAGAUACACACAUGCAAAAGAUUUGUUCGCGCAUGUGUGCACGAAUCGAGCAGUGAUGUGAAAUACUCGGGCUUAUCGAUUAGCUAGAUAAUUUCAAGGUCACUCUGUACCUAGAUAUAAAGGUCCCGUUUUAUAAAAAUACAAUUAGAAUGGUCGAGUAUUGUUGAAGUUGAAUCAUAAAUAAUACAAGACUAAUUGAUGAUUUAUAAUAAAUGAUAAAAUGGAUUCUGCUCCGAUGAAUUUAAAAGAUAAUGAAGAUGCGAUGCGCAGUGCAUCAACUUCGAGCUCAAACCAACUUUUUAUGUCUGAAAGCUUAGAUUUACCAGAUGAUACGUUCCGUAUGAGCUUAGACUGCAUAUCGGCUAUUGGAGAAAAUGUUACAAUAGGAGAAAGAGAUCCAUCUAUUGAUAAUAUAACAAAUAAUAUGGUUACUGAACCUUUCACUCCCUGCAAUACACCUUUGGAGGAGAUAGAUACUACUUUGACACCAGCAAAAAUAAAGUCGCCGCCUAUUAAGGUUGAUACUCCUCAACGCUCUGACGAUUCAAACCCAAGUGGUUCGAAGUCGCACAAUUCACUACCGUUAUCACUACCCAAAGUUACUAUAGACGAUGGGUUUCUAAGACUGUCGCCGGAAAGAGAUUUAGCUGAUGAUAAUGUAACAGACAAUAUGAUUAUUGAAACGGAAACUCCUUGUAAUACACCUCUCGAGCUUGAGACGAUUCUGACACCAUCAAAAACUAUGUCGCCGCCUAUUAAUAUUGAAACUCCUAAAUGGUCUGACGAAUUAAAGCAAAGUGCUAUAGAUGACGGAUUUUUUAAAACGUCUGCAAAAAGAGAUGUUUCUAACGAUAAUGUAACUGAACCGGAAACUCCUUGUCAUGAACCUCUCGAGGCUGAAAAUACUCUGACACCAACAAAAACAAUGUCGCCACCUAUUAAUUUUGAUACUCCUAAACGCUCUGACGAUUCUAAACAAUAUGCUUCCAAGUCGCGAAACUUACUGCCGCUAUCACUACCCAAAGAUUCCAAAGAUGACGGAUUUGGUAAACAGUCUUUAGAAAUAAUGUCUAAUGAUAAUAUAACAAACAAUAUGGUUACUGAACCACUUACUCCUUGCAAUACACCUCUUGAGGUCGAAGCGAAUGUGACACCAACAAGAACGAUGUCCCCGCCUGUAAACGUUGAUACUCCUAAAAGCUCUGACGAUUCAAAAGGAAGUGAUUUCAAGCCGCACAAUUUACUAAAGCUAUCGCUAACCAAAAAUAUAGAUGACAGAUUUGUAAAACCGUCUCCGGUCGCAGACCUCAUGUCUCCAGCAAAAAUGUUACAAUUUGAAAUUGAUAUAGCGAAUAGUUCUACUCCAACGAUGAAGAGAGCCGCUAUAGACUUUAACUUUUUCAAUGAAAACAGCUUUGAAGAGUAUUUCGUUGAUGUACCACAAGUCAAAGAAAUAAAGGCAGAUACAGACACAAAAGUUUAUAAAGAAACGCCGGUUAUCGUGAAAGCUAGCACCGUUCGACAUGAAAUAGGAUAUGUUAAUCUAAACGGCGCUUCUAAAGUGGACAUAUCACAUUUCGACUUGCUCAAAGUCCUUGGCACUGGAGCAUACGGCAAAGUAUUCCUAGUUAGAAAAAGAUGCGGUAUCGACGAGGGCAAGCUUUACGCGAUGAAGGUUCUCAAGAAAGCGUCAAUAGUUCAAAAACUGAAGACGGCCGAGCACACGCGGACAGAAAGACAAGUCCUCGAGGCAGUGAGGGCGUGUCCAUUCUUAGUGACACUUCACUACGCCUUCCAGACUGACGCCAAGUUGCAUCUAAUACUUGAUUACGUAGCGGGUGGUGAGCUCUUUACGCAUCUGUACCAGCGGGAGCACUUCCACGAGAACGAAGUUCGGAUAUACAUAGCUGAGAUCAUACUGGCCUUGGAGCAGUUACAUAAGCUCGGCAUUAUCUACCGUGACAUCAAGCUUGAGAACAUCCUGCUGGACGCUGAAGGUCACAUAGUCCUGACGGACUUCGGUCUCUCCAAGGAGUUCUGCGGCGGUGAGAGCCGCGCUUACAGCUUCUGUGGUACCAUCGAGUAUAUGGCGCCGGAAGUGGUCAGGAGUGGCAGUCAAGGGCACGAUAUUGCGGUUGACUGGUGGUCGGUCGGCGUCCUAACGUACGAACUGCUGACCGGAGCCUCCCCUUUCACGGUAGAGGGCGAGAAGAACACCCAGCAGGAGAUCACCAAGCGCAUAGUGCGGUGCAGUUACCCCGUUCCGAACGAUGUCAGUCCGAGAGUUCAGGACUUCAUUAAAAGAUUGUUAGUCAAAGACCCUCGGCGUCGCCUGGGCGGUGGUGCUGAGGACGCUGAAGAACUAAAGAAUCAUCUGUUUUUCGAGAACCUGGACUGGGAGGCGGUGUCCCGCCGGGAAGUUCCAGCGCCGUUCAUACCGCAGCUGUCGCACGCCGCGGACACGUGCAACUUCGCCGACGAGUUCACGAGGAUGCCGCCCACGGACUCGCCCGCCCAGGCGCCCAAGCACCACGACAAACUGUUCCUCGGAUAUUCAUACGUAGCACCUAGUAUACUCUUCUCGGAGAACAUAAUCUCUGAUCAGAUUUGGAUGCAGGCGACGGGACAGAAACACGAAAAAUUAAAAGGAUGGGUUGCCAAGGAUUCACCGUUUUUCCAAAAGUACGCUGUGGAUUUAGGUACGCCCCUAUUGGGUGAUGGGUCUUACGCUGUAUGCCGGAAAUGUAUACUCCGGCAGACCGGAAAGGAGUAUGCUGUUAAGAUAAUAUCAUCACAGAAGAAGGACGUCAAACAAGAAAUAGAAUUAUUAAAAGCCUGCCAAGGCUGCCCGUUUAUCAUCACUCUGCACGAAGUUUUCUACGAUUCGGCAUUUACAUACAUAGUUACUGAAUUAGCGUCAGGCGGAGAGCUCUCCUCGAUACUAGGAAAUGCCGGAGAGAGGGUCGCACGGCGGUUAUUAGUGCAACUAGCUUUCGCCGUGCGGCAUAUGCAUGCGAGGAACGUAGUGCAUAGAGACCUUAAACCUGAGAACAUUCUCCUAAGCAGUUGCAGGUUGAACGAAGCUAAAGUGAAGGUCGUGGACUUCGGCUUUGCUCGGCGGAUGCCCGAUUGCGUGGACGACCGUCAGCGAAUGAUGACCCCGUGUUUCAGUUUGCCGUACGCAGCGCCAGAAGUUGUUUCAUGUAUCCGAGGAGGUUCCGCCGCUUCGGGCUACGGUUCCGGCUGCGACCUUUGGAGUCUUGGAGUUAUUUUUUACUGUCUACUCUGCGGGAAGGCACCAUUCCAGCCGUCGACAAAAAAGGAGCCCGUCACAGCAUUCAUGGAUAGGAUAAGAAGCGGUAGUUUCUCUUUGGAAGGUCAAGUGUGGGACGGUAUAUCCUGCGAGAGCAAGCGUAUAGUGUCCGGUCUUCUGGCGGUGGAGCCGUCGGAGAGGCUGACGGUUUCCGAGCUCCUGCUGGAAUUGGGCGUCAGCUGUUCCGCCGCUAACAGCUUUAAACUUGAGGACAUGACAAAAGCGGAUCUCUAUAAGCGGCGUAGCAAAAACAAGCAGCGCAAAUCAUGCACAUCCGAACCCGGCACCUCGACACAAAACGACCUACCCAUGGACACGGACGAGUCGAAAGAGGCAUCCCUAAUAGAGACCAUAAACAAUUUGAAGAAUAGAAUGAACAAAAACUCUAUAGAGAAUGACGUGGAACUUAUUAAAGCUAACACCUUGGAUACUCCGAAUAAUGAGCACCCGGAGUCAAGUUUCGACGAUAGCGAUGAAGUACCUUCAGUCAAGCCCGUAGAAAAGACAUACGCGAAAUCUAGGUCUAAAUUGGACGAGUAUAUUUAUAUAGAAAGCAGUCAGGGCUUGGAAGGAACGGAAAUAGCGUUCCCCAAAACUAGUAGAACUAAAAAGGAGCAAUCUCCCGUGCCGCGGAAACGUAGGAAAAUGGAUACGCGAUCGUCGAAAAAGGUUAACGGCGCCACAAGUCCCAAACAGUUAAGCAGUAAAACGCCUGACAAACGCGGUAGGGGACGACCCAGGAAGGUCCCGAAAAUAGACACAGAGAAACCUACUAGAGCAACCAAAGAAUCUAUAGAGAACGACAAAACGUUAGUCACCAGAACCACCAGGAAACGUAGGUACGAGGAAACCGUCGUCGACAAACCGGUUUUACGCGAGAAAGGUCAAAACGGUCGACGGUCGAAAAGUAGCGGUGAAACUAGGAAAGUCGUUAAAGCGAAACGAAAUAUACCACCAUUGAAAUUAGAGAAAAUAGAGACGGAAGAAUCGCAAAACGUUAGAAUGACCCGCUCUAGAAGUAGGCGGUUAGAAAUCAGUCUAUCUCCCUCCGAAGUGAAGAGUGUUAUACCUGCUUUCUCUUUCGAAUCGGACCGUCGUGUCAAUUCUGUUGACUCGACGCGUUCAAAAACAUCGAAUACCAAAGCUAAACGUAACAAACGAAAAGCUAAACCCAAGCAAAGUAAAGCGAAAAAGACGCCCGUACGCAGCGUACGAACACGUGCGACGCGCAGGUGAAACGUCCUAACUUAACUAUAGCUCCGACAUUUUUAUAGAACUUUGUAAAGUCCCGACUAACUAACGCCCUCUGUUAUCCUCAUUAGAUACAGUACGCGGCGCGAAAGUUUAAAUAUCGAAAGCUUUGCAUUUUUCGGUUUGUUUUGAUUGUGUGCUUUAAACGCUAUGUGUAAUGGUCCACAGAUUAUACAUCAAUGUUAAAAGUGAAUUCGAAAUAACGGUGCUAAAUCUGUUUGACAAAAAUCUCUGAAAGAAACUUAUUUUCAGAUGUACAUGACUGCUAUCCUUUUCUUCAUAGAACACAAAGAAAAGAAUACAUCUACUUUCAGACCUAACAGUUUUGUAAAGAAAUUUGUGUACACCAGAAUUAGCACCGAUGGAUUUGUUUGUAUUUAGCACCAAACAAAAAUCCGUUACGUUACUCCUCAAAUAAUACCUUUGCAGCUGAAUCUAAUAUUGUGUAGUCAGUAGAGUCUAAAAAACUUUCGCGACGGGAUCUGUAUCCUUUAUAUCCUGUGACAUCAUCUGGCAACUAUAAAAAACAACCAAUAUGGCGUCACAGUAUUUAUAAACCUCGACAAAUUCCAAAUAAAACGAGACAGAUAGUGAUUCAGUAAUACAUAUUACAUAUAAUUAAUAUUUAAAAAAACAAAAUGGACGCUUGCUCAUGCAUAUUAUACAUAUAAAUAAAUAAUAGUAAAAUGGAAAAAAAGAAAUUAUUUAUUCAAAAGAGUAAGUUAUAUUUCCUCUAGUUAGCUGCCUUAAUGUAGUUCGAAAUUAAUUAAUUAAAUUAACUAGCAUCGCGUCCUUCUUUGAGAUGGUUGUUGUGAUGCGAUGCGAUCGUUUAAAUAAAUAACAAAUCCAAAAUGGCGGAUGU
This is a messenger RNA of Pararge aegeria (speckled wood butterfly), 5794 nucleotides long. Its product is annotated as ribosomal protein S6 kinase alpha-5-like. The transcript has 18 exons. Bases 589 to 4917 code for a protein of 1442 amino acids. The record is from RefSeq and is a predicted model, not a curated record. NCBI's taxonomy places the organism in Eukaryota, Metazoa, Arthropoda, Insecta, Lepidoptera, Nymphalidae. Gene Ontology annotation, biological process: regulation of DNA-templated transcription; protein phosphorylation. Gene Ontology annotation, molecular function: ATP binding; protein serine/threonine kinase activity.